Dermacentor albipictus is the source of this 6574-nucleotide messenger RNA. Its product is annotated as caldesmon-like. Lineage: Eukaryota; Metazoa; Arthropoda; Arachnida; Ixodida; Ixodidae. Gene Ontology annotation, molecular function: nucleic acid binding; telomerase inhibitor activity. The record is from RefSeq and is a predicted model, not a curated record. Gene Ontology annotation, cellular component: nucleolus.
GUCGCUACAAGUCAAAUAUGGCGCUCUACGUAUGUUUUGUGGUCCGUAUGUACGCACCUUGCAAACAGCGCAGCGACAGUGAUUGAAUCAUCGCAUCGCCGAAGCAUUUGCCUGAUUUUGGCCCACUGAUUGAGUCAAUGAUGUGCAUCAAACAGCGCUUACUGGUGCCAUAGGGUCAAGCCAGUGUGACGUGUUGUGGUUGUUAAAUCGUGAGCUUGCGUGAGACUGCGGCACGAUGAUGAAGGGAAGACCGAGUUAUGCCUACAGCGAGAAGCUGAUGAAACAGAUGGGCUGGACAGAAGGAAAAGGAUUGGGGAAAAACGAGGAUGGCAUGCGUGAUUUCAUUCAACCGAAGAAAAAGGUGAAUACCAAAGGCAUAGGCUUCAACGGUGUGGACGAUCGCUGGAUCGAGCACCAAGAGGCCUUUGACAGCCUGCUAAGCAACCUCAAUAAUGGAAGCCCUGCAGCUAAAGAAGACAAGUUGAUUGGGGUUGAAGAGCGGGCAUUCAAGCUCGGGGGUCGUGUUCAUUACUCAAAGUUUCUCAGAGGAAAAGACUUGAGUCAGAAGAAGAAGGAAGACCUCAAUGCCAUUGUGGUCAAGAGGAAGAAGGAUGUGGAAAGCGUGCAAGAGGCAGACACGACGGGCCAGGAAGACCUGUCGGGACUGAAAACGCACACUAGUAGCUUGAGCUACCAGGAGUACUUUGCUCAACGCAUGAAGGCAUCAAGACAUCAUAAAGGACUUAAUGAAGAUGGAGACCUGCAAUCUUAUCAGCAGACAGAGGAAACUAGAGAUGAACAUAGCAAGAUGACAUCAAGAAGGAAAGACAAGAGGUGUGAGAAAAACGAGCAUGUACAGGAUGACUGGACUUCUCAUGCGGAUGAAGAGGUUGUCGAAGCAGGACUACCACUAAACAGAGCUGAUAGUGAGGAUACCUACUCAAUGUGCAAUGUGAACGUUCAAGCCAAGAAGAAGAAGAAAAAGUCGAAGCACAGGUCUAAUGAUGGUGGUGACAACCAGUGGUCUGAGUCUAUCACCCAGCAAAGAGAAGACAGGCUUGGUGGAGAGUUAGUACCUGAGGAAUGCUCCUUAGAAGAGGGUGCCCCUAAGAGACAAAGAAAACUGAAACAUGCUGAUGACAGUGAGCAGACCCUACGCGGAGCUACCGUCUCACAGAUGGAGUUUUACUCAAAGGACAGUGUACCUGACCGAAUCAAGAAAAAGUCGAAGCAUAAGUCUCAUGAUGGCACCGAAAGUCAGUGGUCUGAGACCAUCAUAUCACCUGUAGAAUGCUCCUUGGAAGUGGACGUCCCUAAGAGGGCGAAAAAAUUGAAGCGUACAGUUGAGAACAGCAUUGAAAACAGCGAGCAGGCAUUACCUAAAACUACUGCAUUACAGAUAGAGUUUUGCACAGAGGACAGUGUGCCACGAGUAAAAAAAAAGUCAAAGCACGAGUCAGAUCAUGACACUAUGAGGUUUGAGACUAACAAUGAGCAGUGGGAUGAUGGGAACCAAUCAAGUCAGGCCUUGGUUGAGGCACCUACACUAUCCGCAAAGCACACCGUAGAAGAGGCUGCGCCUAAGCGAACAAAGAAGCUGAAAUGCCAGCCAUGCCUAAGUACGGAUGACACUGCAAAUGGCAGUUCGCAAAUGUUGACUUCAGUUGUGUCGCCCAAAGAGGCCUCCUCAGAAAAGCAUCAGCAGCAGAUGAAGAAGAAGUCGAAGCACCGGCCUGCCAAUGAUACAGUUGAAGAAGACGAUAGAGAAACUAGCAGCAAGAAAGCAGCAGUUGCAAGCCCUGGAGACAGAGCUGUAAAAAAGGAAGUUCCAAUGCUGCCUUUGCAGACCUGCUUUGAGGAGGAGAUGCCAAAGCAAACUACAAAAGAACCUAAACAGAAAGCACCUGAAGUAACAAAUGAAAAGAGCAGACUAAAGAUCCAUACAGAAUCUGUAGAGGGUACAACAGCAGCAAAUAUACGUUUGGAUGAAGCUUUCUCUUUGGCUACCAGGCAAUUCGAAAAAGUGUUGAAGCAGUCUGGGAAGUUGAAGAGGAAGCUGAAUCAUGAUCCGACUGAUGAAGUAGAUGAGCAAAAAGGGCAACAAGAUAAAGUGCAACACGUGAACAGAGGAACUGCUAAGGCCACUGCGUUGGCUGCCAAUGCCGAGGCGCUCCAGGAAGAUUGUGCACCCAGGAAGUCAAAGCGAAAGCAGGAGGAAAGGGAAAGAAAGGAUAGUUGCACAGCCGAAGAGGAACAAAAGUGUGCCCAGCCAGAUGUUAAAGCUAAAACAAGGAAGGAGUCUAACCGACAGCAGGAAGAAGGAAUCGUAACCAAGAAACUCAAACACGAACCAGAGCAAAAUGAAGUGCCAGAAGACGAGACCAAGAAAAAUGCUAAGCAAAACCAAACAGGAGGGUCGACACCUAAAGAACCCAAUCCGGAACAAGAACAAAGUAAAGCGAAGGCUCACAUCAAGACGGAGGCUAACGAAAAGCCUAAGCAAAAGUUGACGUCUGGCAAGGCCAGUCCAAAGCAAGAAAAGGCUGCUCUGAACGCUCAAACUAAGAAGGAGUUGAAAAACCAGGAGGAAGGAGUAACACCUAAAAUGUCUACCCGAGAACAAGAACAAACUGGUCCAGAGGUUAAAACUAAGAAGGUGUCUAAACAAAAGCAGAUGGAAGAAGUGAUGUCCAACAAGGUUAUCGUGGGGCAACAAAAGAAUGAGCCAAAAAGUAAAGCAAAAAAUGUGUCCAAGCAAGACAAGAACUACAAGCAAAAAGUAACACCCAAAAUGUCUAAUCCAAAACAAGAACUGCCUGAACCCAAAGUUGAGACCACAAUUGAGUCUCCACAAAAGCAGAUGGAGAAAAAAACAACAAAGAAGUCCAACUUGAAGCUGGAAGAGAAUGAACUAAACCUCAAAGCCAAGAUGGUACCUAAGCAAAGGCAUGUGGAAGGGACUACAUCCAGUGAAGCUAACCCCGAAGAACAGACCAAGGUGAUUGUUAAAAAGAAAACUAUUCAAACUGCAAGCAGAGUUGUUGCAAACAAAACAGUGCAAAGUGCAAGUAAGCCAGUUGCAAAGAAAACUGUGCGGACUGCAACCAAGCCGGUUGCAGAGAAACCUUCUCCAACAGCAAGCAAGCUAGUUACAAAGAAACCUGUACCACCAGCAAGCAAGGUGGCUGCAAAGAAAUCUGGGACGACUACAACCAAGCUGGCUGCAAAGAAGCCUGUUCAGACUGCAAGCAAGCUCAUUACGGAGAUGCCCGUGCAAGAUGCCCAUAGAAGGCUGGGCCAUCGCUCGAAGCAUCCAGCCGGCAACAGUGCAGACCCACAGUAUUGUCAGUAUGAUGCUGGCAAGGCUUCGAGGGAUUUCAUCGCUUCUCGAAAGAAAAUUGCCAUUAGGAACUCCAGGGCCGGAAACGCUGCAAGGAAGCAUCAGAGCAAUGCUGAACGCCCUUACCCAUGGCGCUUAGACAGGAUCAAGAAAGGAAUGUGGCGGCCCUUGUUUAAGCCUGACGUCAAAGUAGUGCCUGUGGAUGACGACACUGCCGCAACAAUGGCCCAGUGGGUCAUUGAUACAGUGGAGCAUUCCGGCAGCAGGAUCACUCCUGCCAAGGUGUGCCACCUCAGCAAGGAGAUGUUUGCCAUCACACUCGCCGACCACAUUUACAGGCAACACAACGCUUCCAACUGGAUGCAUAUUCCGGGAUACGGAAGCAAGUCUUGGGUGGAGGGAUGCGUUAACCUCCUGUUUAACAGGCUGGUUGCAAGGAACCACAAAGAAGCCUCGGAGUCUUUCGUUCCGUCAACUGCUAACAAUGAAAAGAAGGCUUCAAGCGGCUCAAUUGUGGGCAGUGGGAUGAAAAAGUGACAUUGCACGACUAUGAGAUCAUUCAAUUUUGUUGUCAAGCUCGGAGCACAAGUCGGAGGUGUUGCUGGACCUCGCACCACUUGAACUUCACUGUUGAGUGACUUUAGAUUGGUGCACACCCAUCGUAGUAUUCUUGUGUGGACAACAGGGCUAUUUCAGUGUCUCCUGAGGUGGUGCACUUGAAGAAACAAUGUGGCUAUAGCUGCUGCUUUCCAGGCACUGUUUUAGUAGUCAGUUGUCAAUCAGUGUGUGUUAGUUCAAGUCUGACCCUGCCUCUUGUAAGUAAAUUCUCCCAGAAAGGUGUCCGACUACUAUGUCAACAAAAAGGAUCCUGUACGCCUGUCGAUGUUAUGCAAAAGCAUUUUCAUUUCUGACACUGUACACCACUGUACAUACAGUUGCUGAACUAUUUAGGUGCUCGCAGUCAAUCAAGUCAUACGUUUAGUCAAGUACACUGCAUCUUCAUGCCUGUUCAAUCGUACAACAUGUUUCUUUGUAUGCAUUUGAAAAAAUGUUCGACCUCCUUUAUAUAUAAACAAGCAGCAAACAACAAUGAUGCUUUCGUAAGACAUUCUGUAAAAGAAUGCUCAGAGGCAAGUAGAAGAGGCCCACAACACAGAUCUGUACUGCUGGCCAUCUUUGCAUUUCUUGCAGCUUUGUUUUCCAGUAUGCAUUUCUAAAAUGCCAUGCAUUCAGUGUGGCUGAACAUGUUUUGGUCACUGGAUCCGGUAAAAAGAACAUUGUCAUAGGUCGUGCAAAGAGCCUCUAGAUGUUCUGAUGGAACUUCAAGACUGGUCAUACAAAUGCGAGAAUAUUCUAGGUAAAAAUUCAUAGAGAGACCUUUAAUUUCAAUCGUUUGCCAAAUAGCUGUAGCAGCAGCAGCAGCUUGUUGCUUAACCAUGUCUGGUUGCCACAGUAUAUCCGAGAAACCUCUGCUCGUAUGGUACCAAUCUUGACCGAACCUCUCUUCACCAAGUACUACAGUCACUCCCAGCUACGGCAGUCUGCCCGAGUACAUUUGUGAAAUGUGCUGCUGGGCAAGAACCUCCACAAUUUUAGGUCUCUUUAGGUCUGUGCAGUUUGACGUCCACUUUGGUUCAGUGGACGCAGAUCUUUCCACUGCAAUCUUUGAUUCAAUGUAAUACAGGAGCCAGUUUGCACAAUUUCUCUGCUAUAAUUACUUUAAAAUGGUUCUCUCUCGCUCAUGGGAUUUGUUUUUUAACGGUAACAUCAGUGACUGCCAAUUUGUUGCCACCACGUAGCAACACUAUGAUUACGGUUAUAGCAUUAUAAUUUGAAUAACUGCUCAGUGUUCUUAUGCAUGCAUUUGUUGAGAAAAGUCUCGAGUGCUGUAGGCUUGCUUGUUCUUGCACUUUUAUCCUUGGCAAUCGUGGAUCGUGGAGCAUGCAGGUACUGCACUGUUGAUGGCACUACCGAGAACUGUAUCGAAAAGUGCAGCCAAACUGGAAGAAACUUUUCCUCUAUGCAGUUCUCACUGCUGGGGUGAUGGAUUGCGAGGAAUGUAAACUACCUUUGGCUUAUUGUCUCCAGAGGGUCUCCUGCAAAACUUCACAGUUGCUAAUUGUGCUCCUGUGGGCUCGUUUGUUCCACAAAGCUCUUGAUUUGGUGUGUAGUCUCUUGCCUUCAUGAGCUGUAUCACAUGCACAUUUGCAGGUCGUCUGGGCUGGUACACUCAAAGGCGUGCAAUUCUCGUAGGUUAUGAGAAGAGAAAGGGAACUUUGCACACAAGACACAGUUGAAAUGAAUUGUGGUGGCCUGUUCUUGACACUUCAUCCUGAAUGCUUUACUAAUUGGGUCAUCUCCAAAAAGGUCAUGAGGAAUUGUCUUGGGUUCUUUUGACAAGCUGCACUGCUUAUUCAGACAUGUUGGAAAACUGGCUUGCGUGCUGCCACAAGCAGACUGUAGCACACCAGUUUCUUGGUCCUUCUGCAUUCUUUUGUCAUUAAUUUGCAGCCCAUUAUUUUGCAAUGCCCACUUUACCAUCUGUGACAGAACUGUUCCUUCUGGUUCUUGCAACUUCUAUGAUUGCUACUGUUGCACCAUCUGAAAAGGUGGAGGUGUGCUGGCCAACUUAACGUUACAUAUACUAUUGGCUACAGCACAACCCAUGUACAACUGGUUAUUGCCAGCGAAAACCAACUUUCUAACGACAGUUUACAACAAAAAGCGUUCUGGUGCACUAUUCAAUGCCAAGAUCCUUACUUGCUUUGAAGACAUGGUGGAGUUUGAUUGCCCUACCAAUAAAGGGCUAUGUGCCUUGCAGUAUAAAUGUGAAAGAACCAAGCUUGGCUCACAACAUUAAUCUAUCCACCCAGUGUAGCCACUGCAUGUAUUUGAUUCAUACUUGUUAUAGUGUGAAUGUGGAAGCAACACCUCCAAGAUAAUGAAAGGCUCAUGUGUCAUAAAAAGGCACGGAAGCAGUUGAAUCGUGAACUGGAAAAAAAAAAAAAAAGAUGUUUGGGCCAAGCAUUGCUUGCGCCUGUGGCAAAAAAGUACAAGUUCUUGCCCUCCGACAUGACAUCGUUUCAUGGCAGCGUUUUGUUAUCUAGGAGGUGUUGGUAGGUGUGGGAUGCACUACUGUUAAGCAAAUGUGAGAACCACCUACAAGUGCACAUCUGUGCUUUUAUUUAUGCGUAAUAAACUACAUGCACGCAUUGUUUGUUGAUGCCACCUGCA